Molecule: messenger RNA, 533 nt
Organism: Cuscuta campestris
Lineage: Eukaryota; Viridiplantae; Streptophyta; Magnoliopsida; Solanales; Convolvulaceae
Source: the annotation of a GenBank genome assembly
GUUGAGGAAGUAGCAGCUGGAAGAGAGCUGAAGGGAAUGAGACAUUCUAGCGAACCAGACUACUAUUACGAAGAUUACCUAAUGUCGAUUGUUCGCCGGAUAUAUUCACGUAUUUGUCCGAAACCUGCCACUGCAUUUCUUUACCUUUCAUCUUCAUCCAGGGAUGAAGAAGGGGAACGUUGUGCAGGGCGAGAGAAUGUUCCGGGCAUGUCAAGGAUUCAUUCUACGUUGCAGAAAUUGGUUUUGGGGGGUGAAGAGAAAGUGCCAGAUGCAUAUAAAUUUAUUGGGAUCGACUUGAGUGGCAUGCACUGUGCCAUAUUGCUCAUUGACAAGAGGGUCGUCUCUUCCGUCAUAUUUAGGGUAGUAGGCACAGACUUGGCGGAGGUUCCUUUGGCUGCAACAAGUGCGCAAGCUGAAGGACAGGGAUAUUUUCAGGCGCUUUUUUGUUGUUUGAAGAAGCUAUUAGGGUCCCUUGCAGUGAAGAAUGUGGUUGUUUCUGCCUUGAAAGAAGCUGAGCCGAUGUGGAUUAAAAA